AUGGCCGGGUGUCUCGUGUCAGUGCUUGCAGAUCAUCUCACUUCAGUUCUGAUUGGAAAGAUAUUUGAGGAGAUUUCAUUAGCUAGCAGGCACAGAGAGGAUUUGGAACUCAUCUGUGAUGAGCUCGAAUCUAUCAAAUGCCUACUCAACGACGCCGGUGGAGUGUGGAGAACAAACUCCAAUUCAGUAAGAAAUUGGUUGCAGAAACUUGAAGACUUUCUCUACGAAGCUCUCCACCUGUUAGAGGAUUCUUCUCAGCCUCAGCACCACACCACCUGUAUCUCCAGGUACUUACUGGGUCGCAAGAUUCGGGUGUUGAAGGAGAGAAUCCGCUGCAUCCAUCGAAGCUCAAAGUAUCUCAAAUACCUGAGGAACAUGGAUGUGAAGCCCCGUGCAGCAUUACUCACCGGAGAAUCGAUAAGAAAUAGAAGAAAAUCAAGUGGGCUACUUUUGGAAGCUACAACGGUGGGAAUGCAAAAUGAUAUUGAUCUGAUCAGCGGAUGGCUGCUCACAGAUGGCCCUCAGAUCAUUGCUGUAGCGGGCAUGGGAGGGCUAGGGAAAACUCUUCUGCUUCAACACGUUUUCAAUAGCCAAAAGAUCAGAGAAUCCUUUGAUCAUUUGAUUUGGGUGGCAGUAUCCCAAAGUUUUGUGGUGCAUCAGCUGCUUCUCUACAUAGCCAGACAAAUAAAUUUGCCGGAGGAUCAAAAACAAAGUCAUCUAAACGUGGAGGAGGUGAGAGAUAACAUCCGUAGGCACCUGCAUGGAAGCCGCUGUUUACUUGUUCUGGAUGAUGUGUGGGACAAGCAUGCUUUGGGAUCCAUUGGCUUUCCAUUGGAGGGCAGAAGUAGAGCGAUGCUUUCAACGCGCGACAGGAAAGUUUUAGAAAAUGUGGGAGCUCACCGCAUCCAUCACAUGGACUAUUUGUCUGAAGAGAACAGUUGGAGAUUGUUCUGCAUUCAUGCGUUCCCUGAAGAUCACAAUCAGAGUCCGCCGGAGGAGUUGGAGAAGGUGGCCCGUGCAAUUGAAAGAAAAUGCUCCAGAUUGCCGCUGGCGGUGAAGACAGUAGCAGCAUCUAUAGCAAGCGUCAAGCAACUUCCUAAUGAAUGGGAAUCCACGUUGAAUAGGCUAAACAAAAUUAGCACAAUCAAGGACGACAUUCGGCCAAUCCUGAGGUUAAGUUACGACGCACUGCCUGCUUAUCUAAAGCCUUGUUUUCUUUUCUGUUCUGCUUAUCCAGAAGAUGCUAUAAUGAGUUGUAAAUAUCUUGUACUAGCAUGGAUUGCCCAAGGAUUUGUUAAUCCUGAAGAAAGAGAAGACUCUUAUGAGCUAGGAUUCUCUUACCUAAAUGAAUUGGUUGAUCGUUGUAUGAUUGAAUUUGUUCCCUAUGAUGGGAACGAUUACAUCAUUAAAAUCUCAAAGCCAAACCAGAUGUUUGAUCCAGGCUGGAAAAAAUGUGGAGAAGUUCCCCGUAGAAAAGUGCCAUGGCCUACGUAG
Molecule: messenger RNA, 1494 nt
Organism: Cryptomeria japonica (Japanese cedar)
Lineage: Eukaryota; Viridiplantae; Streptophyta; Pinopsida; Cupressales; Cupressaceae
Product: disease resistance RPP13-like protein 4
Exons: 2
Coding region: 1-1494 (497 amino acids)
Biological process (GO): defense response to other organism
Molecular function (GO): ADP binding
Source: RefSeq, a predicted model, not a curated record